UGUCGCUCUGGGUGUCGCUAUGACCAGCGUCAUGUUCAAAUAUAGCCAAGACUUGUCGGUAACGUCAGCACCAGAAAGUACGCGCAAGCGGUCCAUUUUUACACUCGGAUGGCAACCAGGACGCGCCUCCUCUGGAGCGUCCGGCUCCAUCGAGUGCUGUCCUGCGUCGCGGCCAUCGCCGUCUUCUACAUCGAGUGGACGGGCUCGGAAGCGGUCAAAGCCAAUCUCCUCGGUGCGACCAACCCCACGCACGUCGCGUCGACGUACCAUAGCCCGCUCAUUGGGCCAUGGGUCGCGAGCCUCCUCAGCAGCCCUUGGAUACCACCGGCGACCGGCCAGCUCUACUUGGACUCUGCGCCUGACGGCUCAGUCACAACGAGCCCGCAUGCGUGCCACACCAUGUUACCUGGCGAUCGCAUUUACGCGCCAAGGUACCUCAAUAGGCUGUUGCCGCGCAUUGCGCUCGCCGCGCCGUCGCUCUCGGAGCUCUUGAUGUCUACGAUUCUCGUCGACUGCGCGUACGCGGGCCGGAUGGUCCAAGACACCACCGCGCUCAAAUUGCACUUUGUCAAUCCGACGGCGACGCAACUCACGACCCUCUUUCUCCAGACGGUCCACAUCACCCGCCCAACCAAGCGACUUUCGUCUGCGUGCGGCUUGGCGACAUUCUCGACGGUCGACCUCUCGGCCGUGGCGCUCCCGGACCUUGGGACACCGCAGGAGGCGUCCUACAUCCACACCGUUGGCCUCGACUUUCCGUAUGUGCUGCCGUCGUUCUACCUCCUGACGCUGCACGAUCGGACGGUCGAGGGCAAGUGGACAGGCACGUUGGCGCCGACCAAUGAGCCCGUGUCCGUCGCAGGUACGGAUGGCAUCUACCGGUCGUCCAUCGAUACCCAAGCCAGCUUUGGCUACGUGACAUGGAACUUUCCGGUCAACCCGAUCGAGUUUAUGCAGGUGAUCCAUUACCUGACGACGGACGUCUCCAAGGACGCGUAUGGCUGGGUGCGUCUUCUUCUCGGCAUGGGCAUCACGCUCACGCUCGCCGUCAACGGCGGCGUCGCUCUCCUCGUGGCCCUGCGCAUGCACAGCGCCCACGGUGCCACGUGGGUGCCCGACGUCUUUCCCUGCGUUCAGUUUCGGAUUCAACUGCGCGCGCUUCUCUGCCUUCUCGUCCUCGCGUGCACGAAUGGCUGGCACCUCUACGAGUACGCGCUGUGCACGGCCGACGCCCGCGAAGGCUGGACCAACAGCUUUGUGUUGACCGACAUCAUCCGUGCGGACGCCCUCAUGGUGUACCUCGGGCUCGUGAUCACACUGGCCAACGCCAUGCGCAUCCGCCUGCGUCUCGAGGUCGCCGUCAGCAUUUGCGUCAUCUGCUACCAGCUGAGCGACGAUAUUGUGGCAACUCACGGCCUUGCGCUGGAGGCAACCAACGCCUAUGUGAAGGCCAACUACCUCGCCAACAUCCUCGAGGUCCAUGGUGAUGGGAUGGACCUCUGGACGUGGCACGAGAAUCGCGAGACGAAUCUCACGCUCCUGUUGACGCAAAUGACGUGGUGGCUCCUCGCGUGCCUUGUCUGUGUGCUGUACGCUGUCGUUGAAAAACUGCGCAACAUGUACGACAGGAAGACGCGGUCGUGGCGAACGUGGCGACGCAUGCACCACCUCACGCUGCUCUGCCUCGACGACAACGACAGCGCCAACCAUCGAGGCGGGCGGCGCUUCUCGGACCUGUACUGCGCGCGCGUGGUGCCCAGUACGCUGGUCGCGUCCAAACUACUCUCGCGCCGGAGCUUCUCGGGCGACGACGUCUGCCGCGCCGGGUUCGAGCCGCGCGUGCGGCAAAAGCUCUGCGAGACGUACGGCCUCGUCGCACCCCUCGACGAGUACCACCUCAUUGGCAACACGCACUUUGUGUCGCCGUCCAGCGUCUGGCUCCUCGGCUACGUCCUCCUCGGCGACCGCUUCAUCCUCGACAUCCACGACUACCCGCUGGUCGUGUGCAACGCCAUUUGCGGCCGACGACUCUUCCGCGUGUACGCCUUUCCGUACAAGCGCUCGGCCGUUGCCGUGGACAAGGUGCUCCUCGCCCCCGACGCUCUGCCCGUUGCUUCGAUCGCCAACCUCGCGCUGUACCGCCUGCGAUGAGACAGGCAAAUUAUUCGACGC
Molecule: messenger RNA, 2172 nt
Organism: Saprolegnia parasitica CBS 223.65
Lineage: Eukaryota; Oomycota; Saprolegniomycetes; Saprolegniales; Saprolegniaceae
Exons: 1
Coding region: 109-2151 (680 amino acids)
Source: RefSeq, a predicted model, not a curated record